Molecule: messenger RNA, 1062 nt
Organism: Sclerotinia sclerotiorum 1980 UF-70
Lineage: Eukaryota; Fungi; Ascomycota; Leotiomycetes; Helotiales; Sclerotiniaceae
Exons: 3
Coding region: 1-1062 (353 amino acids)
Source: RefSeq, a predicted model, not a curated record
AUGGCCAGUUAUCAUCCAUAUAAGAACACUCCUUACUAUACUACGGAUGGUAGCAGAGGUGAUAACUUUACUACUUCCGACCGUCCUCACGCAAAACCGUCCUACUCGUCUUCUUCAGAUGAAGAAAUUAUUGCAUCUUUAAAGGGUCUUGCCUUACAGUCAAGAACUAAAGAGAUUAUUAGUACUAGCAAUAGUCCCGGUAGUACAAAUUCAUCUCCACGUUAUGGUACUCUCGGAGCACAUGUUGAUACAAUAUCUACAUUCAAUACGCCAAAGAAAAGCGAUUCAAUUCCUAUUACCAUUGAACAAUCCACAACAAGAAAACGAGUGUAUACACCAUUGACAGGUCGUGGAGAAUUACCAGGAGGAUACUUUCCCGGCUUUGCAGACGAAACCCCAGAAACCCUCAAAUCAGCAGUUCUAUUAUCAACUUCACGUUCAAGAGCCUCACCAGAGGUAAAACCACUUGCAAUGUCUUCCGUGUUGUCACCAAUGGAUUCACCAUCUUCCGGUGCUACCGUUCGUGGUCCUCCUUCAAUCAUCAGCUCUCCAUUUACCUUGCCAGAAACUUUGGUAAUGCCCAAAGGAAAAUACUACCCUUCAAACUAUAAGCCGGCACCCACAUCUCCCGCCCCAAAUGUCGCUUCACCGAUAUUAUAUGGUGGCGAUCUUCAACUUCCUCCUAAGAAUCAACGUCAAAAAUCUACGAAUCCAAAUCAUCAAAGACGAUCUUCGGACAUUAAACGAAAGCUACAAAAAUACCAAAGGGAUAUGAUUGAACAAGCACGUAUGGUACAUGCUUCAGUAACUUCAUCUCCUGGUGUACCAUCCGCACCAGGUUCUAAACCUAUCAGUCCUAGAUUACUUCCUUUGGGUAGUCCCGGUCCCAUUACGCCAUUUGAAUUGGAAGAAGGUUCUGGAUAUCUAAUUGCAGGUCAAAUUAGAUCUGGUGGAUUAUCCGAAGGUGGAUUGAGAGAAAAUGAAGCUGUUGCAAGAAUGAUUAGAGUUGAGGAAGAGAGAAGAAGACGAGAAGGCCAAAGUUCACCAGUAGCUCGAGUCUAA